CGCACAUGUAUGUACUUUCAGACUGGUGCACCCGCUUCUCUUCCGGACUGUGCAAUACCCGCUUCUCUCCUCCGGACGAGUUGCUUGCUGAGGCCCAGGAUCCUCGCACGCCGCUUGUAUAUCUCUAGCCAAUCUCUCAUCCAUGUAGCCAAUGGUUGCCAUCCAGAACGCUCACCACCUCUCGAUACAUAUAUACACUCCUCGUCCCCGAGGCUUGCCACACUUGGAUGUAUUACUGUGCCUCUUGACUUAUCCUCUCGCUUUCAUCUAUUGCUCUCCUACCUCUAGCGGUAUACCAUCUUUUCCCAGAAUACCAUCACUUCGUCCGCACCAUUACCGGACUGCAUUACUGUUCGACAACGAUAUUGUCCUGCCUCCUUCCUGACUGACAACCGGUCUCACAAACGUGCUAUAAAACGCAUUCCACACUUUCAUCCCACAUUCAACUUGAACACAGGACAAGAUGACCGCUCCCAUAACUCAACAACAAUCCGCGCAAGCUAAAGAUGCUGCCGCUGCCGCCUCGGUCCGGAAAAGGAGAAGACGCGCUCCCGCCGGUGGCGCUGCCGACGACUGCUUCACCUGCUCCAAGAGGAACGUCAAGUGUGACCGCAGACGGCCCUACUGCUCACAAUGUCUCGAGAUCGGCAACGAGUGCUCAGGCUACAAGACUCAACUGACUUGGGGAGUUGGCGUUGCCAGCAGAGGCAAGUUGCGCGGUCUGUCUCUUCCCAUUGCAAAGGCACCUCCAGUGGCCGGAGUUGCAAAGAAGUCACCCUCGCGUCCCCGCGCAAACUCCACGGCUACCAGCGCAGGCUGGGCCGAUGCAGACGACAUGUCUCGAAGGAGUCCGCGCAACGAUGCCGGCUUCUCGCCGGAGCACGUUGUCUCAACACCCACGACACCCUACCCUCACAGCUACGAUAUGCUCUCCAUGUCACACCCCGAGCACACACCAUCAAUGACUGCUGGACACUGGGGCGGCCUCCCGUACUCAAAUAGUAUGCCGACGGAUGGUCCCAACUACAGGAAGUUGGGUGCUCACCUGGGACCUCUUCCCAUCUCAAGUGCGCUGUCUUCCUCACUCGAGUCCGUCAGCGACGGCGAUUACAUGUCCCCCAUGAGCCAUUCUUACUCAAGAGACGAUAUUCCCUUCCUCCACAGCCCCAACGUCAUGUACGACGGCUACAGCACCCACGGCUCGCCGGUGCCUCAAAGCCCCAUCUCUGCCAUUCUUAUUGACCAGAGAGCCGCCCCGACAUCGUGCCCGAGCCUCGUGUACGCCCCAUCCGAACAUAGCUCCAGUCUCACAUCACACAUGGACAACUUCGAAAGCCAGUUGAGUCAGAAACUGAUGCGGGAGUGUGACACUUUGAGCGUACCCGAGAUGGAUGCGUACAGCACGAGCUGCAAUUCCAGCGGCCAUGUUUGGACAUCUCCCCCUCCGGAGGAGAUGUCACCCCAUCAUUCGGAUCACCACGCUUCGGCUCAGUGGCCCACCAUGUUCGAGCCGCAGGCCGUCCACGUCAACUCUGACCUCAUUGCAAAGAUGCCCUUCUUCAUGGACUACUACAAGAACAUCAUGUGCCCUGGUAUGGUCUUCAUGGACGGACCAAGCAACCCCUACAGAGAACACAUUCUCCACCUGGCUUCGAGUAGUCAGAGCCUGCAGCAUGCCAUUUGCGCUCUAUCAGCCUGCAACCUGCGGAUGAAGCGCAGACUCAGCUUGGGCCAGGACACACGUGAACUCUCCGAGAAGCUCAUGGCUGAGAAGUCGACUGCCGAGUCCAUGGCGGACGCCCAGCCCGAGGACCAAUCCCUCUCCGAAGAGUACCAGCACCGCAACCUGGCUGUCCACCUUCUCAACCAGCAGCUCAACGAUCCGGCCAAGUCCAGCCACGACUCUGUCCUUGCCACGAUCCUGCUUCUCUGCCACUACCGCAUGGUGGAGUCGGGCAUCGCCAAGUUCCACACCCAGUUCGCCGGCGUCAAGAAGAUCCUCUCUAUGCGGCGAUCACAGAACCUGGCACCUUCCCGCGACUCUGCAUGGAUGGAGGCCAUCUUUACCUACUUUGACGCCAUCUCGGCCAGUAUCAACGACCGGGAGGCUCAGCUUAACUCUACAUUCUACGGCGUCAUGCCCGAUGCUCAGUUGCUUCCCCCUGGCGCUGAGAACCUCGUCGGCUGUGACCGUGAGCUCUUCAAGACCAUCAGCAAGCUGGGCAGACUUAACCUCCUCUCUCAACACCGCUCGGUCCAGAACCUCGUCACUAGCCCCAUGGCGCGCAACAUCCCUUCGCGCUCGCAGUCACCCCUCAGCUCGCCCCUGGGUCACUCCUUCAAGAGCAACCUUAACGGCCUGCACCACCAGCAACUCGGUGACAUCUACAGCUUGCCGGGUCACCGUUUCGACGGCAACGGGUUCGGCUCUACCUUGGACGACGACGAGUUUGUCUCUUCGACGCUCUGCUCAUCUGCAACGUACGACGACAACCGCAACAACUUCUGGAGAGAGUGGAAAGAGGCCCGCGUCGCCCUCCAAAGCUGGGAGUUCGACUCGGCCCGCCUCCACGCCUCCCUUCCUUCUCCCGCGACCCCAGCCCAGGUCCGGGACUUGGGCUCCCUGUCCGAGGCGUUCCGCUACGCGGCCUUGCUGUACACGGAGCGUCUGGCGUCACCCAACGUCCCCUCGACGCACAGCAACUUCCAGAACCUGGUCUCGCAGGUGGUUUACUACGCCACGAGCCUGGAGGCGGGCAGCCAGGCGGAGAAGUUCCUCCUGUGGCCGCUUUUCGUCGCGGGCAGCGAGUGCGUCAACGAGCUCCAGCAGAACAUUGUCCGGAGCAAGUGCCGCGACAUCAUGGGGCGCUCUGGCUACAUGAACAACCUGGCCGCGCUCGACGUGCUGGAGAGGCUGUGGGCGGGCGAGUGGAAGGACAACGAGCCUCGGAGCCCGGCGGCUGUCAAGCUCGAGGCGAUGCGCCGGGGUCCGUUCAACUGGACCAGGUGCAUCGGGGGUCCCGGUGUCGAGGUAGAGUGGAUCAUGUUUUAAGGGUGUCUUUUUUACUUUACUGCAACUUUGCUGCAGCUCGCUUCGCCUUGCGGAGCUGGAUGGUAUGGAUCAUCAGGAGUCUUUUUUUGCAGGGGAAGUGAAAAAGGGAACACCAAAAAAAGAGCGAGCAAGGGGAACUCGGGAAGCACGACCACGAGUCACGCGCAAAAGAGAGACGUCGGAGUGAGCGAAUGUGUUUUCUUUUUUCCCCCUUGCUCCGGCUGGCAAGCUGGGCUUGGAAGUCACGACUGAUGAGAUGAGAGAGAGAGGGGCGGCGGUGAUUGAGUGGUCUAUCUGAUCUGUAAACCUGUACAAUAGCAAACUACGACGACUUUGUGGGCAUACAUACUUAUGAUGCGGCGUUAAUCAAGGGAAACUAGGAGGCAAAUAGGGUCGUCUCUUGGACGUGUAAGCCUCAAGAUUGGCUGAUUGCAUGGAAAUAGGGAUGAGUUGGGAAGUCUGAUGGAGAUAGCUUCCAAAAUACAAACUAACAUGAGAAGGCG
Colletotrichum scovillei is the source of this 3555-nucleotide messenger RNA. RefSeq lists its product as uncharacterized. Gene Ontology annotation, molecular function: DNA-binding transcription factor activity, RNA polymerase II-specific; zinc ion binding. The coding region runs from base 464 to 3052 and encodes 862 amino acids. Gene Ontology annotation, biological process: regulation of DNA-templated transcription. NCBI's taxonomy places the organism in Eukaryota, Fungi, Ascomycota, Sordariomycetes, Glomerellales, Glomerellaceae. The record is from RefSeq and is a predicted model, not a curated record. The transcript has 2 exons.